CCCCCGCCUCCUUCUCUGACACACAAACAGCACGCAGCUCUCCGGCCGGACAGACCUGUCGGACUGCAGAUGAGUCUGUCUCCUCCGGAGGAGCGGGAAGCGGCGGAUAAACUUUUGGUCCGAGGAGCGCUUCAGGAGAGCCAUGGGCGGUUAGGGGGGAUCUGGGCUUAAACGGCGGGGAUGCGAGAGAGACGCCGCAGCGGCGAGCAUCGGCCGCUGUGAAGCGGAGGAGUCACCGGCAGAUGAUGUCCCGAUGUGAGAGCGCUUCCAGAGGAGACGGAGGAGAGGACGAAGGAGGAUGAAGAAGGGGGGAGAGGGAUCGAGAGCGGCAGAGGUGGAAUAUAAUGAAGUUGAGUGGGAAAGGACUGUGCACCAUCUUCUCCAGCACCCUCCUCUUCGUGUGCGCCCUGAGCGAAGUUGUGGUUGGAUUAAGAUGCGUCUCUCUGGGAUCUACGGUCAAAGCGCAUUUCCACCUCGGCGCCGCGGCCGGGGCUUUCUACUCCGGGUUACUUGUGGGCAUCGGGCAGGUCCUGCUGGGCGCCGCGCUGCUCUGCUGCAUGGAGAAGCCCGGCUGCAGGAAUUUCUUUCUCCUGGGGGUUGUGGUCUUCUUGUUGGGGGUCCUCACAGCCUUCUCCGGCGCCGUGGUGGACGGGGACACCGCGUCUCUGGUGGAGAGGAAAUAUUCCCACUACUGCUUCCACUCGGUGGUUGUGAACCCUGCCUGCGAGCAGCUGAGGGAUUACCAGCGGAGUCUGGUCAUCUCCACUGUUCUCAGCACCCUGGAGUGCCUCCUGGGGCUCAUCAACCUGCUGGUCAUCAAACGGUACAAAAGCACGCAGUUUUCCCGGAGCCGGCAGUGUCCGAGGCCGAGCGCCGGGGCCAUCCUCUUCAGUGAGGAGCGGGACUGCUCCUCCGUGGAUUUCCACCCGGUGUCCUACAUCAACCUGGGGGUCUUCGGCGUGCUGGACGAGACGGGCGCGGAAGUGCAGUGCGGCGGACACCCGUCCAUCGAGCUGCCGGGGUACUCGCCCGCGGACCCGGAGCUCAACCACUGCUUCCCCUUCUCCUACCCGAUCCCCAGCGAGCUGCCGCCCGCCUACGAGGACAUCUUCCCCGCGGUGGCAUGCAACACAUAGCCGCUCCGGAGCAGCGCGUCCGUGCGCUCUGACAAUCACUGACUGUGCGCUUAAACUAACCCUCUUCCUCCACUUCUUCUCCUUCUCCUUCUCCUUCCAGCGAACAAACAGUAAGUUGCAGAGGAGGACAGCAGCAGUGGAUUCCUUCUCAUUCUGAUAUUUUCUUACCUGGUAGCUCAUGUUGAACAUCCCCAACCAGACUGAUGUAGACCAAAAAGGAGGG
Salarias fasciatus (jewelled blenny) is the source of this 1359-nucleotide messenger RNA. It is a transcript of the gene tmem271, whose product is annotated as transmembrane protein 271. The transcript has 2 exons. The coding region runs from base 345 to 1136 and encodes 263 amino acids. Lineage: Eukaryota; Metazoa; Chordata; Actinopteri; Blenniiformes; Blenniidae. The record is from RefSeq and is a predicted model, not a curated record.